Dacryopinax primogenitus is the source of this 1399-nucleotide messenger RNA. RefSeq lists its product as uncharacterized. The record is from RefSeq and is a predicted model, not a curated record. The coding region runs from base 52 to 1353 and encodes 433 amino acids. The transcript has 5 exons. NCBI's taxonomy places the organism in Eukaryota, Fungi, Basidiomycota, Dacrymycetes, Dacrymycetales, Dacrymycetaceae.
GGAAAGACGAGCAGGCCAGAGAUUUGCCCACAUCGCAAACCACUGGUGCAAAUGAGGAUGGAUAGUUUGGGUGCACUUGUCCAUCUGGACCCAGGAAGGCAGAUCAAGUAUGGCGAUCCUGGGGCCGUCUCUGUUAAACGACCUCUUGCUGAGCUUUGGCGGAAUCCCGAUGCUGCCAUUAAGUAUCAUCACCCACCGAAAGGUCUCAAAGUGGAAGUUGAGAUUCGGAUGUCUAAGAGGGCGUUUAUAAGAUCGGAAGAGGCAAAAAUGAGGGCACAGGCGGACGCCAAUCCGAAUCCCUUUCCCCAAGAUCGUCUUCAACUCUUCGAGUGUAAAUGGGGUGACUGUGAUGCAUUGUUGGACUCGACAAAACGCAUGAAGCAGCAUGUGUUGAAAAAUCAUGUGUACCCGUCAACAGAUCACAUCUGUCAGUGGGAUGAUUGUGGCACCCGUCUCCAUAACGUGAAGAAGCUAGAAGCACAUGUUCACAAGGCUCAUCUCUGUCAUUACACUUAUAUCUGCCCCUACCAAGACUGCAGUAAAGGGUUUCUUACCGAAGCUGCGUGGCGGAAUCACAUGUCUCUUGAUCACCCAAGGAAAGAGCAGGUUGUUCGGCAAUAUGCCAUCCCUUACGCACCAGAAUUUAUCAGACCAAUCCCCGACCUUCCAGAAGAACCAAUAUCACCUGCCGAAGUACUUUUCUUACCUGUUCGACAACCGCCCAUUACUCCAGAGUUCCACCGCGAGCUAGGCCCUUGGGUGCUUCGGCGCAUUCUGGGCGAGGUGGUAGGUGGGCAGCCAAGACCAUCCUCGGCGGUUUCUCUGUCCCCUGCCAAAGGACAGUCAGCACCAGAAACCGGGUCGCCAUCUAGCGAACACAGCUCAAUUGAAGAUCAAUCUCCUGCUGAUCGGCCGCCGCGUCUUCCUCCAGCAAGGUAUCGUUACGCAUACCUGAAUGGGAAUACGCAUCAAAUCGUAAACCGCCUACCUCCGGUGGAUCUCAAUGACAUUGUACGCGAACCGGGGAACCAUAGCACACAGUGGGAGAUCCAGCCUACCGUCCCAAGCUCGAGUUCAAUUAAAGUCAACAAAAAUCUGGAAGAACUGACUCCUCCGGUGGCAGCUCCGCCAGAAACCCCACUAUUCCUCCCAGAUGAAGACGAAGAGGAGCUUGGACAAACUUCUAUCAGGGCCGUUCGAGAUUCUCGGCCCGAGCCACCCGAGCUGCCAUUGUUCCUGCCAGAUGAUGAUGAAGACGAUGACAAGCCUGGUUCGUCCAAGUACGAUGCUGCACGACCACUCCAACGAAUACAGCGGACGGCACAUCGCUUCGAUUACGAUGUAACCAUGUAACUUGACCUAGUAACAAUAUCCUUAUCUUGAGCUUUCAGAUACCAAG